AUGGGUCGUUCCCGCAGUAGAUCGCUUUCCAGUGGUCAUAAGUCUAAGCACAGACGGUACCGCAGUCGUUCACGUGAUCGAAUUAAAGAGCGUGACAGAUAUAGAGAUAAGGAACGUGAGAGAGUGAAGCCAAGGGGAAGUGAAAGAUCAUAUCGUGACCAUCAUCGUCAUGACAGGCGACGCAGGAAAAGGAGCUCAUCAGCCUCAAGCUAUGGCAGUGAAGUAGAAAGAAGAAAUCGGAAGUCCAGGAUGAAGGAAAUUGACCGGAAAAUAGAAGAGGCACGCAGGAGAGAAGAGACUGAAAAGCGUGCUCAAGAGCAACGAGAAAAGGAGAAGCGAUUGCACGAAGAACGUGAACGGGAAGCAGAACAAGCUAGACAGUUGGAAGCUCGAGUCAAGGAGGCUUUUGAAGCUGCUCUGAUAGACAGAGCUGAGGAUCUACAGGCUGAGUUAGAGAGAAGAUACCAAGCAGAAUUGAUCGAAGAGUAA
Heterobilharzia americana is the source of this 489-nucleotide messenger RNA. The record is from the annotation of a GenBank genome assembly. Lineage: Eukaryota; Metazoa; Platyhelminthes; Trematoda; Strigeidida; Schistosomatidae.